This is a messenger RNA of Microdochium trichocladiopsis, 558 nucleotides long. Its product is annotated as acetyltransferase. Gene Ontology annotation, biological process: N-terminal peptidyl-methionine acetylation. The record is from RefSeq and is a predicted model, not a curated record. NCBI's taxonomy places the organism in Eukaryota, Fungi, Ascomycota, Sordariomycetes, Xylariales, Microdochiaceae. The coding region runs from base 1 to 558 and encodes 185 amino acids. Gene Ontology annotation, cellular component: NatC complex. Gene Ontology annotation, molecular function: protein-N-terminal amino-acid acetyltransferase activity. The transcript is spliced from 2 exons.
AUGACGACAGAUGAGCCCCAAACGAGCACCCUGCCCGAGGGUCUUCGAUACAUCCAGUACGAACAUGCUCUCGAGAGCAAGUAUCUCCCAGCCAUUCGCGCCCUCAUCUCGAAAGAUCUGAGCGAGCCCUACAGCAUCUACGUAUAUCGGUACUUUCUCUAUCAGUGGGCGCAUCUGUGCUACUUGGCCCUCGACCCGCGCGACGACUCCCUCGUCGCCGUCAUAAUAUGCAAGCUUGAACACCACAUCUCUCACUCCCCGGUAACCCAUCGAGGUUACAUCGCCAUGCUCGCCGUCUCCUCGGUGCACAGAGGUAACGGCAUCGCCACCUCCCUUGUGAAGAUGGCCAUCGACGCCAUGGCGGAUCGCAAAGCCGACGAAAUUGUCCUGGAGACUGAGGAAACCAACAUCCCCGCGAUGAGACUGUACGAGCGGUUGGGGUUCCUGCGCUCUAAAAAGCUGCACCGGUAUUACCUGAAUGGCAACAGCGCAUACCGUCUCGUGCUCAUGCUCAAAUCGCCCGAGGUCGCACAUCAAGGAUUUGAUGAUGUUAUCUGA